This is a messenger RNA of Aureobasidium uvarum, 417 nucleotides long. NCBI's taxonomy places the organism in Eukaryota, Fungi, Ascomycota, Dothideomycetes, Dothideales, Saccotheciaceae. The record is from the annotation of a GenBank genome assembly.
AUGCGCAUCGGCAAGUUCGUCGAGCACUUCCGCGCCGCAGCAAAUGCCUACGACGCAAAGACCCUUGACCCAGUCAUUCGCUUUUGCACCACUGGAAGACAGCUCGGAUAUGGAGCUUACAUGCUCACUGACACCUUGACGUAUCUGGAUGCUUCGGGCGUGAGGCCUAGUGCUACGGCCAAGAGGAUGCAGGUUCAGGCUUACAAGGCGUGGAUGACGGGGUUGUGCUUUAGUGUCUUGAACGGUGUGUACACUAUCUACAAGAGUAGGAAUGAAGAGGCUGCGCAGACGGACAAGGCUGUUGCUGCUGAGAAGACGGUCGAGGUCAAGAAGUUGCAGCGGUAUGUUUUGACUUUCCCCUUUGCUCUUCCAUAUCUGGAUCCUCUGUCCAAGAACAUCUUUGCUGACCUUUUGUAG